AUGAAGGGAGGGGGCAAAAGGAGAUUACUUUCUUCCAAUGUGGAGGAUAUAUUUAAAGAUCGUCCAGAUAAACAUGUGAAGUCUCCUUUCACUUUUCUACAGCUAAAAGACAAGUAUGGACCAGUUUACAGUCUGUACCUGGGGCCUAGACCUGGAAUUGUCCUAUGUGGAUACAACACUGUAAAGGAAGCAUUGAUUGACCAAAAUGAAGCAUUUGGAGAUAGAGGAGACUAUCCUGUGUUCUUGAACUUCAUAGGUGAACAUGACCUUUGCUUUACCAAUGGGGAGAGAUGGAAGUCACUUCGACGCUUCGCUUUGGUUACACUGAGGAACUUUGGAAUGGGGAAAAGGAGUGUGGAGGAGCGGAUACAAGAGGAGGCUAUGUUCCUCAUAAAAGAGUUUAAAAAGAUAAAUGGGACUCCAGUGAAUCCCACCAAAUACUUGGCUCAAACAGUCUGCAAUGUGAUCUGUUCUAUUGUAUUUGGCAGUCGGUUUAAUUAUGAAGACAAAAGACUGUUGGCUGUAACUGAGAGUAUUUACAACAACUUCCUUAUUAUGAGCGGCACCUGGGGGACGCUAUACAACAUGUAUCCAAACCUCAUGGAAUAUGUGCCAGGUCCACACAAGAAAAUCGGGAAGUAUUUUAAUAUGAUCUAUGACAUGUCAGCCGAAAGCAUUAAACAACACGAGGAGACUCUGGAUCCUGAAAAUCCUCGUGACUACAUUGACUGUUUCCUCAUGAAGAUCGAAGAGGAAAAGGAUAAUCCAGGCACCGCCUUUUAUGCUAAAGCAUUGGCCAGAUCAAUUCAAAAUCUGCUUUUUGGAGGGACAGAGACAGUCAGCACUAACCUGAGAUAUGGAUUCCUGGUGCUCAUGAAAUACCCAGAGGUGGCAGGGAAAAUGCAAGAAGAGAUUGACCGCGUUGUUGGAAGAGACCGAUUGCCAUCCAUUGCUGACCGAAGCAAAAUGCCCUAUACAGAGGCCGCAAUCUAUGAGCUUAUUCGAUUUUGUGAUGUGCUGCCAGUCAGUCUUCCUCGAUGUACAUCCAGAGACACCUUUUUCAAAGGAUACUCAAUCCCGAAGGGAACAUAUGUCAUCCCACUCCUGGCCUCUGUCCAUUACGAUCCAAGUUAUUACAAAGAUCCAUACCAAUUUAACCCAAACAAUUUUCUGGAUGACAAUGGUGUUUUUAAGAAGAGUGAUGCCCACAUGCCGUUUGGUGCUGGUAAAAGGAUAUGCCCUGGAGAAAGCUUGGGACGGAUGGAACUUUUCCUCUAUUUUACUUCUUUGCUUCAGAAUUUCAACUUCAAACCAGUCAUUCCUAAGGAACAGAUAGACCUCACGCCUACAGGAAGUGGACUAGGCAACGUGCCACCAGAAUAUGAGUGUUGCAUAAUACCUCGCUAACCAUCAGUUGAC
Messenger RNA from Nanorana parkeri, 1419 nucleotides. Its product is annotated as cytochrome P450 2F2-like. The record is from RefSeq and is a predicted model, not a curated record. Gene Ontology annotation, cellular component: intracellular membrane-bounded organelle; cytoplasm. Gene Ontology annotation, biological process: xenobiotic metabolic process. The transcript is spliced from 9 exons. Gene Ontology annotation, molecular function: oxidoreductase activity, acting on paired donors, with incorporation or reduction of molecular oxygen, reduced flavin or flavoprotein as one donor, and incorporation of one atom of oxygen; iron ion binding; heme binding. NCBI's taxonomy places the organism in Eukaryota, Metazoa, Chordata, Amphibia, Anura, Dicroglossidae. The coding region runs from base 1 to 1407 and encodes 468 amino acids.